Messenger RNA from Myripristis murdjan (pinecone soldierfish), 2637 nucleotides. Its product is annotated as cilia- and flagella-associated protein 58-like. Gene Ontology annotation, cellular component: cytoskeleton. The record is from RefSeq and is a predicted model, not a curated record. The transcript has a single exon. The coding region runs from base 1 to 2637 and encodes 878 amino acids. Lineage: Eukaryota; Metazoa; Chordata; Actinopteri; Holocentriformes; Holocentridae.
AUGGAGAAGCUCGAGAACAUCGACACAGUCGAACAGUUAGAAGCGGAGUCCGCUUUGCGGUCCAUGGAGAGAGAGUCUGAGUUGGCUCUAAGUGAGCUUGCUCGUGACGAACGCAUGGACCAUAUUCGUGUGCAUAUUGAGAAGGUUACCCAUGCACUAAGAAAAUCUCAUAAUAAUGAGAAUAGGCUCAUGGCCCGCUGCAAGCAGCUAAAUGCAAAGAUUGCAUCCAUAUCUGCUAAGGCUCAUACUGAUAACAGGCGGGCCGAGUUAACUCAGACAGAACUUAAAUCUGUGAAGGGGGACCUGGAUAAGACCUGGAAGAAGUUGUAUGAUACUGAAGAUCUAGCAGAGAGCCGCAGGACGGUCAUUCUUGAGUUGGAAGAAAAACUCACAAGCCAAGCUAAAAUGCAUGAAGAUCAAGCCAGUAUUUCAACAUCCCUUACACAUAAAACGUUGACAAAGGUGACCAGUGAGAGGGAUGAACUGUAUGUAAAAGUACAUACUCUGGAGGAGAACCUCUUGGCUGCAAAGGCAGAGAUGCAGUCCCAGAGAGAGACUGAUGGGAAGAAAAUUAUUAAACUACAGCAAGAAUGCCAGGCUGCCUGGGACUCAAUUAAGAACUCACAGCAACCAAUGGAAAUCAACACGCUAAAGAGGGAGGUAAAACGACUGCACUCUGAUUUGGAAGCUAGCAAGAUGGGAGCCGAGGCCCAGAUCCUGGAGUGUCAAUCAGCCAAAGAGUCUCAGCAGAAAACAGAGCAGGAGCUUAACAAGAAGAAGCUCCUAAUUGACCAAAUUAUCCAGCAGCUGGGGCAGGAACAACUGAAUCACACUAAGCUGCAGAAGGAGAGCAAGCAGCUCUCCCAGGCCCACAAAAAGCUGUCCUCAGAAAACCAGGAGAUUACCAAGGAGCUCGAGACGAAAAAAGACCGCAUUAAAAAGAUGCGUCUGGAACUUAAAACGCUAAACAAGAAAAACAUGGACAUUCAGAAACAACUCCACCAGAUGAAGAAUGAACAGGAGAAUAUAACAAACUUAAAGGCAAAAAUAAAAACACUGGAAGUCAAACUUGAGGCUUCUCAUAUUGAAGAGGAGACUGGCAGAAAGUCCUUAGAUGCGGUGAUCAAAGAGAAAGACAGUCUGACAAGGCACAUCAUCAAAGUUGAGCAAGAGAAUGAAGAGCAGGAAAGCCUUAUCAAGCUCCAGAAGCAAGAAAAGAGCAGCAUGGAGCAGCAAAUCCACAAAUACCACCAGCAGGCUAAAAGCCAAGAAGAGACCAUCAAACAGCUGGAGAAUGACUGUGCCUGCUAUGUCAAUGAAAAGAACAGCCUCAAGAAGCAGAUGCAGCUACUUCAAAACAAGCUUGCCUCAACAGGUGUCGACAUCACUGUCCUAAAGGAUAGAAUCACUGGAAGAGAGAAUGAGACACAGAAAUGUGAGAAAGAAUUUCUUUCAGUCAAUUUGGCGAACCUUGAAUUACAAAAAGAUUUGGCAGAGCGUAAUGAGAGGAUCAAAACGAUGACGUUGGAGUUAGAGUCAAAGGACAAGUGCCUCGCGAAUCUGUGGCACAGAGAUGAUCAGUGGAUGUCGGCCCCAGACGAGGCUGAGGAGAAAUGCUUGGAAUUGACCGAAGAGAAUACAAAACUCAAGAAGGAGCUCUGUCUUCUGAGAAAGAAAAUAGAACAAUUAAACAAGGACAUCAUUAGCCACAAGACAAAUGAGCAAAUACUGCACAAGAUCAAUGUGGAUGAUGAUGCUGAAAAGGCCCAACUACAGAAAAAAGUGGACCAGAUAAGCAGGGAGCGGUACCUCCUGGGUAAACAGCUUCUGCACCGCAAUGAUGAGCGGACGCUGCUGCACCAGAAGGUAAAGAUCUUGCAAUCACUGUUGACCAAAGGGCAGAAUCACUAUAAUCAGCGUGUGGAUGAGAUCCUCCUGCUCAAGAUGGAGAUCAAGAGGCUCUACGGUGAAACAAGCAAAAGUUCACGUGAUAUAAGUAACCUGAAGGCAAACCUCCUGGAGACACAGAAACUGCUGUUCUACGAGAGGAAACAGGCCCCCUACUUAAGAAAAAUGAAUGAUCUACCCGUUGCCUUGAUGCACCAGUGGAGGUUGGACGCCAGCAAAUUCAAGCUGGUCCAAAAGAUUCGGUUGCUACAGAAACAGCUGAUCACCAAAACCCAAGAGGUGGCGGACCUCAUGCUGUCAUUACAGGAGAAAGAAAAGAGCUAUGAGGAGCUGGAGAAGAAAAUGGCACGGAGGCCGGGUCCGGAGGUUGCUAUGCAGCUCCAGCAGAGCAAGUGGAAGAUCAGAGACUUGGAAGAAAAGUGCAAGGCACUAACAGCACAGGUGAGAAUGUACUACUCUGACAGAGAAAAACACAAAGUAGAAACCUUUAAGUUGAUCAACGAGCGUGACAACAUGAAGAGGAAUUACUUUGCUGAGAAACAGUGCAACAGGGUACAGUUGGCCAAAGCCAAGGACCAGCUGCCGCCUCUCAAGUUGCCCAUGAUCAACAACAAACCACGCUUCACUGGAGGAGGAUUCAAGGUCAGCAGCCCCUCAAGACCCAACCCAAACAGCAAAGACUUGCCCACACUUUUCCCUGUCAAUGUCAAAUCACUAACAAGAACCUGA